AUGUCUGGCCGUGGCAAAGGAGGAAAAGUUAAGGGAAAGGCAAAGUCCCGCUCGAAUCGUGCCGGUUUGCAAUUCCCGGUUGGUCGUAUCCAUCGGCUGCUGCGUAAGGGCAACUAUGCCGAACGUGUCGGUGCCGGAGCGCCGGUAUAUCUGGCCGCCGUGAUGGAAUAUCUGGCCGCUGAAGUUCUCGAGUUGGCAGGAAACGCCGCCCGUGACAACAAGAAGACGCGCAUCAUCCCACGUCAUCUGCAGCUUGCGAUCCGCAAUGACGAGGAGUUGAACAAACUGCUGUCGGGAGUGACUAUCGCCCAGGGUGGCGUCCUUCCCAACAUCCAGGCCGUGUUGUUGCCGAAGAAAACUGAGAAGAAGGCCUAAGUCUGAGUCGCCACGAUCGAUCGUAUCGGCAUCGU
Molecule: messenger RNA, 410 nt
Organism: Anopheles nili
Lineage: Eukaryota; Metazoa; Arthropoda; Insecta; Diptera; Culicidae
Product: histone H2A
Exons: 1
Coding region: 1-375 (124 amino acids)
Cellular component (GO): nucleosome
Molecular function (GO): protein heterodimerization activity; DNA binding; structural constituent of chromatin
Source: RefSeq, a predicted model, not a curated record